This is a messenger RNA of Eucalyptus grandis, 681 nucleotides long. RefSeq lists its product as uncharacterized. Gene Ontology annotation, cellular component: cytoplasm. Bases 1 to 681 code for a protein of 226 amino acids. Gene Ontology annotation, molecular function: ubiquitin protein ligase activity. The record is from RefSeq and is a predicted model, not a curated record. Lineage: Eukaryota; Viridiplantae; Streptophyta; Magnoliopsida; Myrtales; Myrtaceae. The transcript has a single exon. Gene Ontology annotation, biological process: protein ubiquitination.
AUGGCCACAGAUAUUCACGUCUAUGCCCAAAUAUGUAGUCGGAGGGCAAACGGGGACACAUUAUUUGAAGAGCACGAGCUCAUGCAAAGAGGCAACACCGUUGAUAAGUUCACCCGCGUUUGUCAUGUCACUCUCGAUCAAUUCAAUUUUCAAAUUGACCUCGAACGUCAGAUGAAACAAAGAUUGCUCCACCGAUGUUAUCACAUUAUCUUCGGUGACGGUGAAACCCGUCAUCACGUCACCAUGGAUCGGCAUACGACGGACCUUCUCAUGCUAAGAGUGGCCGCAGAAUCGGAGAGAAUGCGGAGGACCAAGCUCUACUUGCACUUGAGGAAGAUACCGGUCCGUAUGGUCUUGGAGGUUUCCUUCCAUCGGAGAGAGCAAAGGGAGAUGGAGGCGGCCCAUAGGGAAUCGAUGGAAGUUUCAGACGCCUUUAGAGCGGUCCCGGCGAGUCAAGCGGCCAUUGACGCGCUUGAGAAAACAGAGCUCCACGAGGUUUUGGAUUCUGGCGACGACGGGUGCGUAAUUUGCGAGGAUGAGAUAUCCCCCGACGAUGAAAUUACGCGCGUGUCACGCAAGCAUAUUUUUCACCAUGAGUGUAUCGUCCAUUGGCUGAGCGUGAGCAACUUGUGCCCGCUGUGCCGUUUCUCGAUGCCCAUAAGAUCAGGAGAUUGCGAUUGA